This is a messenger RNA of Capsella rubella, 2965 nucleotides long. Its product is annotated as small RNA 2'-O-methyltransferase. Bases 106 to 2817 code for a protein of 903 amino acids. Gene Ontology annotation, biological process: siRNA processing; RNA methylation; piRNA processing. Gene Ontology annotation, cellular component: cytoplasm; nucleus. Gene Ontology annotation, molecular function: O-methyltransferase activity; RNA methyltransferase activity; S-adenosylmethionine-dependent methyltransferase activity. Lineage: Eukaryota; Viridiplantae; Streptophyta; Magnoliopsida; Brassicales; Brassicaceae. The transcript is spliced from 10 exons. The record is from RefSeq and is a predicted model, not a curated record.
UGAAAAACCCCCAGCUUGCUCUGUACGCUCAAAACUAGUUUGUGUACAAAUGCCAUUUCUCUCAAAACUGUCCAAAGCGUCUAGAGAAGCUACAGUGAGUUUGUAAUGGCGGGUGAGGAGAAGCAGACUCUUACUCCAAAGGGUAUUAUAGAAAACAAUUUUGGUGUUAAAGCAAGUUACAGAAUUGAGGAAGUUCAUGCUUCUUCGAAUGGAUGCCUCUACCGAUGUCACUUGCAGCUGCCGGACUUUACUGUUGUAUCCAAUGUCUUCAAGAAAAAGAAGGAUGCUGAACAAUCCGCUGCCGAAUUGGCCCUCGAGAAGCUAGGCAUUCACUCUCUGGAUGAUGAUGAUAUAACUGUGGAGCAAGCUUGGGUUGAUAUCGUUGAACGCAUUAAGUAUAUAUUUUCUGAUGAGUUGUUGCCAUUGCAGUUUCUAUCAGCUGAUCAUCCCCUGGGAGGUCACCUUAGGGCGGCAUUGCAAAGGGAUAGUGAAUGUUGCGGAACAGUUCCUGUUUCUGUCAUUGCUACAUUUGAUACAAAGAUUAACAGUCGCUGUAAAGUGAUUGAUCCUUCUGUGGACUCAGAUCCUAGCUUGCUCAUGUCCUAUGUCAUGAAGGCUGCUGCAAAGCUUCCGGACUACAUUGUCGUAUCUCCACAUCUAGAUUCACUCCGGAGGAAAAAACCAUACCCUCCAGCAAUUAUAAAAGCAUUGGCUUCUCAAGUAGAAAGCAGAAGGGUUGAGGCUGUGCAUAUACAAUGUGCCGUUGACGGUGAAGAGGUUGUUAAGCCAAUCAUUCUUGGUAUUUCAUCAGGUCGGUAUUAUUUGGAUAUUAUUGCUGAAAAGCUUGGGUUGAAGGAUGGCAGCCAAGUGAUGAUAUCAGGGACUAUUGAUGGUUUUAAGUGUAGAGUAUACGCAGCCUUUCCUAAGUUGAAGUCUUCCGAUAAUUCAUGGAAAUCCCGUGAAAAACGUCCAGUCAAUGAAUCACAACAUCUUGAAAAGUCUCGGAACGCAAAAGCUAGUUUUGUUAGUGGUCUAGAUAUUCACGGUGAUGCAAUCGUGGCAUCCGUUGGUUACCCAUGGAGGUCCCAUGAACUUGAACACGAUGAUGUAACCUUGAAGUCAUUUUACAGGAUAUAUUGCAGUAUGUCUCCUAAUGGAAUCUAUAAAUUCUCCCGACAAGUACUAAUUGCUGCGCAGUUGCCUUUUUCAUACACUACAAAGUCUAACUGGAGAGGUCCAUUCCCCAGGGAGAUUCUCUCCAUGUUCUGCCGCCAGCAACAUCUAGCAGAACCCAUUUUUACUAUAACUACUGCCCCUGUGAAACCACUGGAUGGAAUAUUAAGAUCCUACCAGAAGUUGAAAGACUCAGAACGGGAGGAUAUGAGAAGGAAAAAACUCAGGAUACCAAGAUCAGGGACUGGUUAUAGAUGUGAAGUGAAAAUUCUCUCAAAGUCCCAGGAUUUGGUUUUAGAUUGUUCACCAGGAGACUUCUAUGAGAAGGAAAAUCAUGCUAUUCAAAAUGCUUCAUUGAAAGCCCUCUCAUGGUUUAAUAAGUUAUUCGAUGGCCUGGAUGCGGACCCAGAUCAACCAUGUUAUUCGAAUCUAGACUUGGAUAUGCUCUUUCAACGGAGUGUCUUAAUAAAAGGGGCUUUUCCAUGUAGUAGAAUGUAUGAACAGCCCAGGUCUAAAUCAAGGACCACGGGUAUGCAACAUGAACGGAAGCGUGUUCAAUCUAUAACAGAUGGUUCCUUGGUUAGCAUAUGCUAUUCUGUGUCCGUGGAGGUAGAUGCUGACUUUUCGGAGAAUGGUGAAUGUUUAAAAGAACUCAUCGAAAGAAAUGAAGAGAUUGAAUUUGAGGUCGGGAAUGGAUCUAUGAACCCACAUCUUGAAUCAGUUGUUACUCAAAUGUCUGUAGGCCAAUAUGCUUGUUUUGUAACUGAUAGCCCUGCUGAAGGCUUGCUUUUGGCUGCUGCUCCUGAUACUGCGAGAACUCAGUCACUCUUGUCAGAAGUCUCAGUAGGUUUGGAAUACAAUGUACGUUUGUUGGGAGUAAAAGAGCCGACAGAAGAACGAAUGGAGGCGGCAUUUUUCAAACCUCCACUUUCAAAACAGCGUAUUGAAUAUGCAAUGAAACAUAUAAAAGAAUCGUCAGCUUCUACUCUGGUUGACUUUGGAUGCGGAUCUGGAAGUUUACUAGCCUCUUUACUUGACUAUCCAACUUCACUUCAAUCCAUUGUCGGUGUUGACAUUUCACAGAAGGGUCUUUCCCGUGCUGCUAAGAUACUACAUUUAAAAUUAAACAAGGGAGCUUGCAACCUCAAAUCUACUAUACUCUAUGAUGGAUCCAUCCUUGAGUUUGAUUCCAGGCUGCAUAACAUUGAUGUCGGCACUUGCUUAGAGGUCAUUGAACACAUGGAGGUAGAUCAAGCCUGUCAAUUUGGGAAUACAGUUCUAAGCUUGUUUUGCCCGAAACUUCUGAUUGUUUCCACACCAAACUACGAGUACAACAAAAUUCUCCAUAUGCCUGGUCACAAAUCCGUAUCACAGCAGCCAAAAUUCAGGAACCAUGACCACAAGUUCGAAUGGACAAGGAAACAGUUUAACCAGUGGGCAUCUAAGCUUGCCAAAAGCCACAACUACAGCGUCGAGUUGAGCGCUGUUGGUGGGUCUGGCAAUGUAAAUCACGGGUUUGCUUCUCAGAUUGCUGUUUUUAGACGACAAGAGGUUAACCUUGUUGGGAAGUUCUCGGAAGGCUCGAUGCAGCCUUAUAAAGUCGCAUGGGAAUGGACAAGUGGAAAUGGAGACAAAAAGACUUAAUCUUUGAUAAGUGUAUCAUCAACCUGAAUAGACUUAACUCUUUUUUCCUUUUUUUGCUGCUUUUUUUAUGUUUGAAAUCUACAAGUUUCUUCCUUGUCACACUCUUGUGUAUGGUCAUUGAUUCUUAAUAUCUAUCUUUUUUUUUUGU